Molecule: messenger RNA, 903 nt
Organism: Daldinia caldariorum
Lineage: Eukaryota; Fungi; Ascomycota; Sordariomycetes; Xylariales; Hypoxylaceae
Exons: 1
Coding region: 1-903 (300 amino acids)
Molecular function (GO): protein binding
Source: RefSeq, a predicted model, not a curated record
AUGUCAGCUUCGCCGACGUCACCUCGCUCGUCCGAAGUGGCUGCUGAUCAGCCCAAGGAUACCAGCGCAUUGCCGGAACCCCUGUCCGACGCUCAACCGAAGUCUCAAGACGCAAAUCACGGCGAUCCUGCCGCACCUCCAUCUCCCGAGCGCGGAAGCAAAGCCUCGCCUAAUGAUUCCUCCUCCUCCUCCUCCUCCUCAUCGACAACGUCGUCCCAAUCGCGGGAAUCCGGCGAGGCCUCACCCGUCGCCGAGGAAAGCACUGCUGCUGUUGCUGCUCCUCCGCUACCGAACGAACCACCGCCUCCUGCGACCGAAGACGACGGCUGGGACUUCCAUUGGGACGCGACGAGCCAGGCGUACUUCUUUCACAACCGAUUCACCAAUGAGACCACGUGGGAAAACCCUCGGCUAGCCAAUAAUAAAAACUCGGUCUCGGCCGCGGACCCGACGUCGCGAGCGCAAGCCGCUGCUGUCGCCGUCGCCGUUGCCGAGCCCCCGAAAAACGAGCGACCACCCGCUGGAGGCUACAAUCCUGCGAUCCACGGGGACUACGACCCGAACGCGUGGUACGCGCGGCAGGGGGAGGGCUACGAAGGUAGCGGCGGCCUGGACCAGCAGAUAGGAAUGGUGGAUCCGUACGCGGCCAUCGGCACGUUCAACCGGUUCACGGGGCGGUGGCAGGGCGGGGAGCAGAACCCGGACAACCACAACGACGAGGCCAAGUCGCGGCGGCAGAUGAACGCGUUCUUCGACGUCGACGCCGCCGCCAACUCCCACGACGGCCGCAGCCUCAAGGCCGAGCGCGCCGGCAAGAAGCCCACCAAGGCCGAGCUCAAGCAGUUCAAGGAGAAGCGCCGCGCCCGGAAGGAGGAGAAGAGGCGCGCGUGGCUGAGAGAUUAA